Molecule: messenger RNA, 372 nt
Organism: Macrosiphum euphorbiae (potato aphid)
Lineage: Eukaryota; Metazoa; Arthropoda; Insecta; Hemiptera; Aphididae
Source: the annotation of a GenBank genome assembly
AUGAUGGGCCGACAACAGCGAUCGUCGAUCUAUGACGCAUUUCCAGCGAUGUGCCUGAUCGUGACGAUUUGCCUCGUAGCGUCGACGACCACCUCAAGAACGACUACGACGACGACCGCCGCCGGCGCCGACUCAUCGUUGGUCGCACGCGACCGGAUACCGGGUAGUCGUACGACCCGGACUACCGCGGUCGCCGACCACAACCUGCACAGGCACCGUCGGUACAUCAUAUUGACGCCCGUGCGGCAACAACAGCAGUCUUUGUGGGUAAAAUCGCAAAAACCACUCGUCCGUAUGCGGACGUUCGACCAGAAGUACGGUAAGCUGUUUCCAUACAAUACGCGAAAGAUUGACCGCAACAACCGCUUAUGA